AUGCCGGACGACAACCACCUCCGCCACCGCCGCCGCCUCGACUUCAACCCUGCCGACGACGACGAGGAUGACGGCAUCACACCAUCACCUCUCGACGAAGCAGAGGAUGUAGUGUGGACUUGGCUACCUCUGGCUUUCGUCGUGUUUGUUCUCGUGACAUUGGGAUCGAUGUACUACAUCAGCUCUCAUGAUCACGUGACUUCAUAUUUCCACGCGAUUCAUCGUGGCCCUCGCGCUCCCGUCGCUGGAGGACUGCGAGAGGUGCGUUUGACGCAAGAUGAACUGGCUUUGUUCAAUGGGGUCGAUAAGAAGAAGCUGUACUUGGCCAUCCUGGGGCAGGUCUUUGACGUAACAGCAGGUGCGCGGCACUACGGAGUCAACGGGGCAUACCGUUACUUCAUUGGCGUCGAUCGCAGCCGCGCGUUCUCGUCAGGAAUCAAGAGCGAUGGCGAAGACAUCACGUACGAGCCCACCCACAACGAACUUGGAAUGCAUCAUCCACAUCCACGAUCUAGAUCAUUGACGGACUCGGAGCUCCUUAGCGUCCACAAGUGGCUUUCCUUCUUUGCAAACCAUAAGGAGUACUCGCGUGUGGGCACUGUGGAAGGCUUGUACUACGACAAGUACGUCCCGAAAUGCUCUUCCUCGACCGCAAACACAACGACCCAUAGGUUUGGCCACGCGAAGCCGAUCGUUCAGACGAUCCGGAGUCGACUCCGCGAAGCUCAAGUUAAGGCAGACGCCGAAGCCGCCGUCGAGCGAUGCAACAUGCAAUGGACUGCUGAGACAGGUGCCACGACGAUCUGGUGCCAGGACGAAACAAAGUACCCGAGGGCGCAUGGCGACGCGAACGAACUGUGUGGCUGCUUUACGACGGCCGAGCUCGCGACCCGGAACCUUCCGCUAUACAAAUCAUGCACGGAAAAGCGCUGCGUUGUCGCGUGA
Messenger RNA from Aphanomyces invadans, 945 nucleotides. RefSeq lists its product as hypothetical. The transcript has a single exon. Bases 1 to 945 code for a protein of 314 amino acids. Gene Ontology annotation, cellular component: endomembrane system; membrane. The record is from RefSeq and is a predicted model, not a curated record. NCBI's taxonomy places the organism in Eukaryota, Oomycota, Saprolegniomycetes, Saprolegniales, Verrucalvaceae.